AUGUCACAAGCACAAUCACAAUCACAGGGUAAACAAAAAGAUAUCGAUAUAGAUGACUUUUUAGGUGUCAAUCUAGAUCCCAAUGGUUCAACUUCAGAAUUACCAAUUCCUAAGCGUAAAAAAGUUAAUAAUUUAAAUGAAUCUCAUUUCUUACAACAGAAAGGUUUACCAUAUUUAAGGAAAAAUUGUGCAAAAGCUUUGAAACCAAGGAUACAACAUAAAGAUGAUUAUAAAAACUUAACAAAUUUUUUAAAUUUUUAUCAAUUAUGGGGGCAUUCAAUUUAUCCAAAAUCAAAUUUUAAAGAUUUUUUAGAAAUGACUACAAAAGUUGGUAUCAAAUCACAAGCUGUGAAAACAAUGAGACAAGGUUUCAUCUCUGAAGAUAUGGAUAAAGAAAGAGAAUCACUUGCUGUACAUCUACCUGGUGGUGAUGAAGAAGUUGAAGGAGGAAAUAAAGAUAAUGAUGAUGAGCUGUUUGGUCCAGAGUUAGAUCAUCAACAAAGUAAUAACCAUAAUGAUGAUGAUGAAGAUGAUGAUCAAAUAACUAAAACUACACAGAGGAAAAGAAAUAAUAUGUUUGUUGAUGAAGAUGAUGAAGAAAAUUAUGAAAAUGAUGAUUUAUAUUCUGUUCCAAAGAAGGUUGAUGAAGAUAAAGAGAAAGAGAAAGAACCUGAAAAGGAAGUGGAAAAGGAAGCUGAAAAAGAACCUGAACUUACAAAAGAACCAACUACCAAACCACCAACAUCCACAACUCCAGAUGGUUUCGAUGAUGAUUUCGAUGAUGAUGAUCUUGAUGAUUUAUUAUCAAAACCUAAACCAUCACAAUCACAACCAAAAUCACAAUCACAACAAGAUGAUGAAAUUCCACCAGAAUUUCUCAAUAAACCAUCACAAACCUCAUCCAAACCUGGAGAAAUCAACUAUGAAGAAGAAUAUCAAGAUGAAUGGGACAUUUUAGAAGAAAUUGGUCAAUAA
Messenger RNA from Hansenula ciferrii, 975 nucleotides. It is a transcript of the gene CSM3, whose product is annotated as Csm3p. Gene Ontology annotation, molecular function: DNA binding. The transcript has a single exon. NCBI's taxonomy places the organism in Eukaryota, Fungi, Ascomycota, Saccharomycetes, Phaffomycetales, Wickerhamomycetaceae. Bases 1 to 975 code for a protein of 324 amino acids. Gene Ontology annotation, cellular component: replication fork protection complex; nucleus. The record is from RefSeq and is a predicted model, not a curated record. Gene Ontology annotation, biological process: DNA replication checkpoint signaling; replication fork processing; replication fork arrest.